Molecule: messenger RNA, 3365 nt
Organism: Ananas comosus (pineapple)
Lineage: Eukaryota; Viridiplantae; Streptophyta; Magnoliopsida; Poales; Bromeliaceae
Product: receptor-like protein kinase HSL1
Exons: 2
Coding region: 1-3042 (1013 amino acids)
Biological process (GO): protein phosphorylation
Molecular function (GO): ATP binding; protein kinase activity; receptor serine/threonine kinase binding
Source: RefSeq, a predicted model, not a curated record
AUGCAUACAUAUCUCCUCAUGCAAACCCAGCUCCCUUUAUAUCAUUCCCUCCUUAGCCGUGGAUUCCCACCAACACUCCUCUCAUUUAUAUACCCUUUAACACCCCCGCCCCCGCUCUCUCCCAUACAAACCAAAGGAAAGAAAGACAAACAAUUCAUCAUCAUCAACUAUAGCAGCAGCAGCAGCAGCAAAAUCUUUUGCGCCAUGAAAACUCUUUACUUGCUUCUCUUUUUUAUCUCCUUUCUCUUCUUCUUCUCCUCCGAACUCUCCCUUCGUGCGGCUGCGGUCAUCGACACGCAGUCAGGCUUUCUUUCUCUGAUGAAGAACUCCCUCGCUGGCCAGUUGAGGACCCGUUGGGACUCCGCGGCCGGCCCUGCUGCCUACUGCAACUUCUCGGGGAUCUCGUGCGAUGCCGACGGCAAUGUCGUAGUCAUCGACGUGUCGUUGUGGUCGCUCGCCGGGCCGUUUCCGCCCGGCAUCUGCACCGCCCUGCCGUACCUCCGCACCCUCCGCCUAGCCGGCAACAACGUCCAGGGCGGCUUCCCUCACGACUUGCUCAACUGUUCCUUCUUGGAAGAACUCGACCUCAGCUCGACCGCCCUCACCGGCCCCGUCCCCGACCUCUCCCCGCUUCAGUCCCUCCGCCGCCUCGAUCUCUCUGAAAACGCCUUCUCCGGGUGGUUCCCGACCUCCGUCGCGAACCUCACGAAUCUCGAGUUCAUCAACUUCAACGAGAUUCCCGGUUUCGAGAUAUGGCGGCUCCCGGAGUCGAUCGCCGGGCUGACGAAGCUCCGCGUGCUGAUCCUGUCGACGAGCUCGAUGCGGGGGGAGAUCCCGCCAUGGCUCGGGAACAUGACGUCGCUCACCGACCUCGAACUCAGUGCCAACUUCCUCGUCGGGCAGAUUCCGGCAACCCUAGGGAGUCUCUACAACCUGCAGCUAUUGGAGCUCUACUACAACCAGCUGGAGGGUGAGAUUCCGAGAGAGCUCGGAAACUUGACUCUGUUGACCGACAUCGACUUGUCCGAGAACCGGUUGACUGGCGAGAUCCCCGUGGAGCUCUGUGGCCUCCCCCGCCUUCACGUGCUGCAGAUGUACACGAACAGGCUCACCGGCCGGAUCCCUGCAGUUCUGGGCAACUCCACGCAGCUCGUCAUCCUAUCCGUCUACCGGAACCUGCUCUCUGGAGAAUUGCCCCCCGAUCUCGGCCGCUACUCCAAUCUCAUCGUUGUCGAGUUGUCGGAGAACCUCUUCUCCGGCCCGCUGCCUCGGUAUUCAUGCGCGGCGGGGAAGCUCCUAUACUUCCUGGUGUUGAGCAACCUCUUCACUGGCGAGCUCCCGGCGGAAUACGCGGCAUGCACAGGCCUGCUCCGGUUCAGGAUGAGCAACAACCGGCUGAGCGGCCCGAUUCCGCAGGGGAUCUUCGCGCUCCCGCACGCGACAAUCAUCGACCUUUCCAACAACAGCUUCGAAGGCACGAUCCCGCGAUCUGUCGGCGAGGCCAAGAAUCUGUCUUCCUUGUUCUUGUCCAACAAUCAGAUCUCCGGCAAUUUGCCGCCGGAGAUCUCAUGGGACACAAACUUGGUUAAGAUUGAUCUCAGCAACAACCUCCUAACAGGUCCAAUUCCCUCCGAAUUUGGAAAUUUGACUAAGCUGAAUCAACUCUCGUUGCAGGGGAACAAGCUGAAUUCAUCAAUACCACAGUCACUCUCCUCACUCAAAUCCCUCAAUGUUUUGAACCUCUCCAAUAACCUUUUGACAGGGGAAAUCCCUGAUAGCCUCUGCACUUUGCUACCAAAUUCCCUAGAUUUCUCAAACAACAACCUUUCCGGGCCGGUGCCGCUCCCUCUGAUCAAAGAAGGUCUUCUCGACAGCGUCGCGGGGAACCCGAACCUCUGCGUCGCUUUCCGACUCAACCUAACGGAUCGGAUCUUCCCCCUUUGCCCCAAACCCAGCUUCCGGAACAGUCUCAACGACAUCUGGAUCAUUGGUGUUUGUGUGAUCCUGUGCAUUCUCGGACUUCUUUUGUUCCUGCAGCGCUGGUUUAGUCGGAAGAAUCCGGUCAUAGAGCAAGAGGGGAUCUCGUCUUUGUCGUCCUUUUCGUACGACGUCACGAGCUUCCACAGGCUAAGCUUCGAUCAGCACGAGAUCAUAGAGGCGCUGAUCGAUAAGAACAUCGUGGGCCACGGCGGUUCGGGAACGGUGUACAAGAUCAAGCUGAGCAACGGCGAGUGCGUCGCGGUCAAGAAGCUCUGGACGAGAAAAACAAAGGACAGAUCGAAUUCUGCGCAGUUAAUCUUGGACAGGGAGCUCCGCACCGAGGUCGAGACCAUGGAGAGUAUAAGGCACAAGAACAUUGUGAAGCUCUAUUGUUGCUUCUCAAGCAUGGAUAGCAACCUACUAGUGUAUGAGUACAUGCCCAAUGGAAACCUCUGGGAUGCUCUUCACAAGGGGUGCAGCACCUUGGAUUGGCCUAAGCGGCAUCGGAUCGCGCUCGGGAUCGCGCAAGGGUUAGCGUACCUGCACCAUGAUCUCUUGUUCCCGAUCGUUCAUCGCGAUAUCAAGACCUCGAACAUACUCCUCGAUGCGGAGUUCGAACCUAAGGUUGCUGAUUUCGGCAUUGCAAAGAUGUUGCAAACUAGAGGAGAUCACGAUUCUUCCACUACUAUUAUAGCCGGCACCUACGGUUAUCUCGCACCAGAGUACGCGUAUUCCUCGAAAGCCACGACGAAAUGCGACGUCUAUAGCUUCGGUGUGGUGCUGAUGGAGCUGGUCACGGGUAAAAAGCCGAACGAACCGGAAUUCGGGGACAAUCGCGAUAUAACCCAAUGGGUUACGAGCAAAAUCGGGGCCAAGGAAGGCGCGGUGGAGGUUCUGGACAAAAGGAUUUCAUGGAGCCCGUUCAAGGAAGAAAUGACCCAAGUGUUACGCAUCGCCCUCCGCUGCGCCUGCAGCAUCCCAAACUUGCGUCCGACCAUGAACGAAGUCGUCCAACUCCUGAUCGAAGCUGACCGGUGGAAGUCCGAUGCGAACAGCUCAUAAUCCUCAAUAAGAACCAAAUUGAGGGACAGAAGGGGUUCAGUACGUAGGGGUUUAAGAAAAGUUAAUAUAUGAAUUUAGUAUAAUCUUAUUCUUAGCUACAUGAGGUUAUACGAUAAAGUUCUAUCUCUGCGGAGAGCAUUUGAUCGUGAAAUGUUCUCUUUUACUCCAUAUAUUUGUGUCAUUUUCGUUCCUUUUUGUCUUCGGCAAAAGGAUUUUGCUGAAUCUAGCUAUCAUAUACAAUGCUUUGUAUUCACGCAGCAUCUAAUACCUUCAGUGGGCCUACUUUUACAUAAUAAUAUUCAUAUUCUCCUCCUUUUGGGUAU